Cynara cardunculus var. scolymus (artichoke) is the source of this 839-nucleotide messenger RNA. RefSeq names its product peptidyl-prolyl cis-trans isomerase CYP18-2. NCBI's taxonomy places the organism in Eukaryota, Viridiplantae, Streptophyta, Magnoliopsida, Asterales, Asteraceae. The transcript has 6 exons. The record is from RefSeq and is a predicted model, not a curated record. Gene Ontology annotation, cellular component: catalytic step 2 spliceosome. The coding region runs from base 63 to 554 and encodes 163 amino acids. Gene Ontology annotation, molecular function: peptidyl-prolyl cis-trans isomerase activity. Gene Ontology annotation, biological process: protein peptidyl-prolyl isomerization; protein folding.
CCCUAGCCCUGGUCCAUACCAUUAUCGGAGUCCCUCUAGCAUCAACGCCUUUGUAUUCAACCAUGCCUGGUGCGGAAGGAGGUCCGCCGGAGGUGACCCUGGAAACAUCGAUGGGUUCUUUCACCCUGGAGAUGUACGAUAAGCACGCCCCUAGAACUUGCAAAAACUUCGUUGAGCUAUCUCGAAGGGGGUACUACAACAACGUUAAAUUCCACAGAAUCAUCAAGGAUUUCAUAGUUCAAGGAGGUGAUCCUACUGGCACAGGAAGGGGUGGAGAAUCGAUCUAUGGCUCGAAGUUUGAGGAUGAGAUCAACUCAAAGCUGAAGCAUACUGGAGCUGGUAUCAUAUCUAUGGCUAAUGCUGGUCCAAACACAAAUGGGAGUCAGUUCUUUAUCACCUUGGCACCAGCACAAUCUCUUGAUGGAAAACACACGAUAUUUGGAAGAGUAUGUAGAGGAAUGGAGAUUGUCAAGAGGCUUGGUAGUGUUCAGACUGAUAAUACCGAUAGGCCAAUCCAUGACGUGAAAAUACUACGAACAACAGUUAAAGAUUGAUCCUUGUUGGUACUUUCAGAUUUAAGGCCUCUGAUGCUGGCAGUGGUUAUAUUACUCACAUCAAGGUAUUUGUUACUACCCAUGAAAGUAAUUGACAGAUAAAGGCUACAUAUGAGGGCAAUUUAACAUGAACCUCAAAGGCACUGAAAUCAUUAGAUCUUGUAAUGUGAUACUGCAACAAAAUGACUGUUUGUUUGCUUUCCUCUAUCUAGAUUUGGUCAAGUUAUUGGUUUCUUAGCCUUUGCACAUAAAGAUAUUGUUCUCAUAUGAAAGUAUUUGAACCCA